UAAGUCACCAGCUCUUCUAGUCUGAUAAAGGGACCAGCAAAGAUUAAACGAAAGGGUCCUCAUAUCUGGUCAACCUAUCAUAAAGGAAACCAAGGGCAGCCGGCUUACAGUGGCUGAGCACUUCCGCCCACAAGGAAGAUGGCCACGUCUGCAGACCACGUGGCCUGCGCCCUUCCUGCACCAUAAUCAAAAUGGCAACGCCCAUCAAACCACGUGGUGUGAAUCCCUUCUGCCCGCAAACAAGAUGGCACUGCCACGUGGUAGGGUGCGGUCUUUGUGAUUGGUCGCAGUGGGCGUGACGCUUUAGAAGUGGACCGGCUGCUCCUAAGGGGUGCUUGUGGCCUGAGAUCUCAGCGGCGCCCAGUCGGCCGCGCGGCUGGGGGAUGCUGCGGCCGCUGCCCAAGCGCCUCGGGAGGUUACUGAGCCGCACCAUGAGCCACCGCGAGACCGAUCCGCGCGCCGCCGGGAAGCGGGUGGCAGGGCUGGGGAAUUAUGGGCUGCGAGGAACCCGACAUAACGUGGGAAUGGCGGUGCUCAAUCAUCUGGCCCAGAAGUUGAAUGUCGCUGCCCAGUGGAAAGUGGACAGACGCUGCUGUGCAGACGUGACCAUCGCUAAUGUGGAGGAAGCAGAGCUGGUGCUGAUGAAACCUCGGCGGCUCAUGAACAUCAAUGGACUCAGUGUAGCAAGCGCUGCUGAAACUUACGACCUCGGGGUAGAAGACAUUUACCUGGUUCACGACGACCUGGACAAGCCGCUGGGGAAGAUGGCGAUAAAGCUGGGAGGCAGCGCAAGUGCAUGGUGCGGCUCAGGGUUGGCAUCGGCCGGCCGGUGGGGGAAGCCAUGGUGGAUCGCUACGUGCUGGGCCGGUUCACCAGCGCUGAGCACGAGGUCCUGCAGCGUAUCCUGGAGCAGGCGGCCGGCCUCCUGCUGGAACACAUCCUGCAGAGGAGCAGCGGCAAGGACCACACGCCCCCUGGCGACACGGGGGACAGGACACCUCCUUAACCCCAGGAGCUGGGGGAGUUUUUAUGAAUAUGGUGCUGACGGAAAGCAGUGGUCCUGGACUCCUUCAUGGGCCUCUGGGCACAGCUGCCGGGGUGGGCUGGGGGAGCUAAGCAGAGAGCACUGACCCCAGGAAGCUCCUGGCAAUGAAACUGGUGGGGGAGGUGGCGGACUGCCAAGCAGGUGCUAUUCCUGCACCCCCCCCGCACUCCCCUGUCAGGUGACAGGCUUCUCCCAACCCCACUAGCGCUGGCAAAGGCAGCCCGGUAGAUGGCCUGGCUCCACCUGGCCAAGUGCCCGUGCCUGGCGCUGCAGCACCAUGGGGAGUAAGGAGGAGCC
Messenger RNA from Malaclemys terrapin pileata, 1342 nucleotides. It is a transcript of the gene PTRH1, whose product is annotated as peptidyl-tRNA hydrolase 1 homolog. The record is from RefSeq and is a predicted model, not a curated record. NCBI's taxonomy places the organism in Eukaryota, Metazoa, Chordata, Testudines, Emydidae. The transcript has 4 exons. Gene Ontology annotation, molecular function: peptidyl-tRNA hydrolase activity. The coding region runs from base 384 to 1130 and encodes 248 amino acids.